CUACUAUGUCAAGCUUCCGGGUGACACGAAACUUUCCAAUAUUUACUUGAAGUUACAGCAAAAUGACGAAUGCUUAUUCAUUUGAGGGAAUCAUCAUCUUUGGGCUACUGGUAGUUUGUACCUGUGCCUAUAUGAGAAGAGUGCCAAGACUUAAACAAUGGUUUCUCUCCGAAAAGAAAGGCCUGAUGGGAGUUUUAUACAAAGCUUCUGUGAUAGGAACCCGACUCCAUAUUCCUGUGGCUAUCAUAUGUACUUUGAUGGCAGUGUAUGUUCUCAUACUGAGGUGAUAUACAACUGGAAAGAAUUAAUUUAUUGAUAUUUGUACAUAUGAUAACAGUAUUGUACAUAUUAUAACAGUAACAUAUUAACGACAAAAGUGCUUGACGUGAGUGUUGACGUGAGUCUUGGUCCAGGCUCCAGUCAGAAAGGAUAUCCUAUUGCAUCUUGGUCGUGAUAAAGGGAGAUAUCCAGGAUGAUCUACCCUUAGACUGUGCACAAAUACAUUUGUGAAACAUUUAGGAAAUUAUAUAUUUAGUAGUGCAGUACUAUCAGUAAUCUCAUUCAAUGUAAUGAUUUACACUUAAGUUAGCAAAACUGAAUAUGCAUUUCUGAAUUUACUCUAAUUUGUUGUUGUUUUAUGUCGGGGUCAAGGUGCUUAAAUGGAUUGCUCUGUUCCUGAAAAAAAAAAAAAAUCAGAAUCAAGUAAAGCUGCAAGAUAUAAGCCUUAAUUACGUCAGGUUUUAUUUUUUAAUGAGGAUGAGGGGGAAGGGACAAUCACUAAAGCACACACGAUCUGGGCUUAUACAUGUUAAAGUUUGAAUUAUGAAGUAAAUAUAGAUACAAGUUUCAAAUUUUUUGUCUUGAAAUUAUUGAACUCAAAAGAUUGAAAAAUGUAACAAGAUGAGAUAAAAUAUAUCCUAAAAAUAUUGCAUUACUCUUCUUGUUGCUUACAAGUAUUGUGCACAAGGUAUAUUAUGUCUAUUUUUGUGAGGGUUUAUUAUACCAGGAAUGUAAAGUGUUCCAAACAUUUACUCAUUGCGUCUUAUAUAUAAAAAGAAAAAUGUAUUUUACUUUCAUUAUCUUUACACCAUGAAGUUUUUUUGUAUUCAUGUGGUCACAAAUUCUUUGAUUAUAACUUUUCACAUGUUUUUGGGAUCAGAAUGAAUUAUAGGUGUCUCCUUUUGAGGUUUAUGUUUAUCACAUAUAUAUCGGAGAUUUAUGUCAGAUUUAUCUCCCUUGAACAUGAUUCAGAAGUAGAAGUACAUGAUAGUUGCACAUUUUGUUUACCUGUAAAUUGUUAAUGUGUCCUCAGUUUAUUAAGUUACGAAAGAGAUUUUACAGAUUUUAAUGGUUACAUGGAACUAACAUGAAAAUGAGAAUGAUGUAUACAUUUGUGAGAAUGUUUGUACAAAAGUGUUUUUUUGUGCUGGCUUCAUUACUAUAUGUGAAGUAAUAUAAGGGAAUAAUUAUUAGUUGACACAAAAUGGCUAAAACUAAAUGCCUGUUAUGACAUCAUUGACUUCUUUUUCUUAUCAGGUUGAACUUCAGUUUUGAUAAAUAAGGAGGGUUUAAUUACCAUUACAUGUUAUGAAUACAAUGCUGUUUAUAUGAGAAUGAUGUAUAUAUUAUAUAUUCUGCUCAUCUGUGUGUGUGUGUGUGUGUUUGCAAGGUGUGUAUUUGUGGAAUGUUUAUAUAGAGUAUUGCUUGACAACUUGUAUUGGAAAAAAUGUAUUAGUGUCUGUACAGUCAUAUAUCACUAUGGGAUAUCCUCUCCAAUAUAAAACAGUUUUACUUUAUAUUGUACCUUAAUGCCCACAUUAAUUGAUGUGGAUUAGUUGGGUGCAGGAACAAAUGUUUGAGCACAGGCAAAAUGUGCGAGUGUGUGUGGAAGUUAACGACAAAAAACAAAUAACUAUGUAAUAGGUUAAGACCAAUUGUGUGUUUGAAUGAGGAGGGGAACAAUGAAUCCUUUCAGAAGUGAAAAACAACAGGUUCUACUUUUCAAGGAACUCCGAUCAGUAGCAUACAUUUUGUAUGCUUUGAUUUGGAUCACACUGCUCUGUUUCAUUGAUUAUGCUGCUUUGAGAAAUAAUGUUUCUAUGUGCUCUUUAAGAGUGUGCAGAGUAGUCUUUGUGUGGAUAUGGAAAUCUGUGAUAGCCUCCAGCUCAUUGAUUACGAAAUCAAAUUAAUAAAAAAAACUUCUGCAAAACAAUUAUUCUGAGUGAAAUUUGUACAUGACGUUGCAAGUGCAUUAUGAAUGAUGAUUUUUUUAAAGAUAAACAAGGGACCUCAAGCAAUACAGAUCCCCUCCUGUUGAAACAGUCUGUAGCCUUCUGAUGCAUCUUACCAACAGUACCUAUAUAUACUGAGGCAGGUACAUGUCACUAGCAACUUCAUUCUCUGAUAAUGAAUUUCAUGGUAUCAGUGUAUUUCUAAAUUAAAAUGAUGGUGACCUUGAAACCUGACACAUGGACUCCUGUAUAAGGUUUAAUUUUAACAAAAUAAUUUUCAAAAUUCAGUCAACAGUGUAGUGUGAUGACAAAAAGGUUCACCUACCACAGAUCAUAUCUUUCACUAAUGACGUUGGUGACAUUAACCAACCAGCCGAUUUGCAACAGCCAAUCGUACAUAUACCAAAUUUGAAUAAGAUAGGAUAAAUGGUCUUUACACUACUGUGUCUACAACUUACAGACAAACGAACAGAGUUCAACAUGUUUAUUAUAUGUCCUCUUGACACUCUUUUGCUAGGCAAUAAAAUAAAGAGAGCAUCACGCAUAACCUGAAGUUAAUCAUGCUUCUUGGGGUACACAAAAGUGGAAGUUCUUGUCUGUUUAAAUGUUUGUGUUGUAACUCUUUUGAGUGAUCUAGUGUGGACAUUUUUGCAAUGGUUCUGAAAUGAUCUAUAUUUAUUCUACAUACCUAUAGGUAUAAUCUAUAAAUAAAUGUGUUGAUAUAUAUAUAUAUAUAUAUAUACAACUGCAUGGUCUUGAAUGCAACCACCUGCUUAAGAGGACAUUAAUUUUAUCACAAGUGUCGGCCAUCAAUUGUACUCACUAAUUUUAUCACAAGUGUCGGCCAUCAAUUGUACUCGCUUAUUUUAUCACAAGUGUCGGCCAUCAAUUGUACUCACAAAUCUCAAGUAUUCUCUAAAGCUAUGAAUUCAUGAGUAAACAUGCAAGUGAAGAAGACAUUUGAUAAGACUGUUCAUAUAUCUGCGAAGAGAUAGUUACGAUGUACUUCAUUCUUAGACUGUUCUUUGUUCAUGAGUGUCACUUGAAUGAAGGUUGUGGUUUCGCUGUACAUGUAUAGUGACCUAUCGGAGCAAAAGAGUAUGCAUGAAAAAUCAAUUAAGGAAGUGAUUGGUUACCUUUUGAAUAGAUGGAAAAUAUCAGAUAUGAAAUGAGAAAUAAAAGUGUUUUAUAACAAUGA
Molecule: messenger RNA, 3429 nt
Organism: Mizuhopecten yessoensis (Yesso scallop)
Lineage: Eukaryota; Metazoa; Mollusca; Bivalvia; Pectinida; Pectinidae
Product: protein kish-B-like
Exons: 3
Coding region: 63-287 (74 amino acids)
Source: RefSeq, a predicted model, not a curated record